Cephus cinctus (wheat stem sawfly) is the source of this 1269-nucleotide messenger RNA. RefSeq lists its product as uncharacterized. Gene Ontology annotation, molecular function: protein binding. The transcript is spliced from 3 exons. The record is from RefSeq and is a predicted model, not a curated record. Bases 150 to 908 code for a protein of 252 amino acids. NCBI's taxonomy places the organism in Eukaryota, Metazoa, Arthropoda, Insecta, Hymenoptera, Cephidae. Gene Ontology annotation, cellular component: plasma membrane.
AUGGCAAGAGAAACGAAUGAACGUACAUCGUGUAACUUAUGGGAAAUGAAAAGAAAGUCAAUUAUCAAAUGGAUUAAUCCAUUUGUCUAUGUCUAUAUGUCUUCGCAAUAUAAGCAUGGGAAGUCUUUACAUAGUAAAUUAACCUGAGCAUGAGCAAAUGUCAAAUUGGUCAUAUUCCCCUAAGAACUUUCAGCGGCCUUCGUGGUCUACGUAGCCUGGAUCUUUCAAAAAAUCUAAUAAUACACUUGGACAUUCGAAUCUUGAAGCCAUUGAUAUUUUUGCGAAAUUUAACCUUACAUGGUAAUCCUUGGGUCUGCGAUAAACUCAUGCAGGAUUUGCAGGCAUAUACGAAGAUACGUCAAAUUGCAUUGGAUGACGUUUGUCAGAAAUAUAUACAACCACGAAAAUUUGAGAAGAUGAUUUCCAUUGUUCAAAAUCAAGAUAAACCCGAUGAUAUUAAUAAUUAUAACGAUUCUUAUUUCUGGAUAACCGAUUCUCCGAGCCGAAUCGAGUGUCCCGAUUCAAACGAGGAGACAGUAACUGAUCCACCCGACAUGUUGACUACGAGACUCAAAAAGAUAUCUCCAUAUUGGAUAUUCGUAUCUGGACUUUUGAUUGGUUCGAUAAUUAGUAUGGUUUUGACUUACACGUGUGCGUCAAUUUCAAGAUCAAUUUUAUGUACUUUGCCGAAUAUACGAAGGCGUCAUGGUAGAGAAACCCAUGAUGAGAUAUCGCAACGAGUAUCGUUGCUGGAAAAUUGGCAACAUGGAACUGACACUCCUUCGUGUCCCGGAACUCCGCCACCACCUUAUAGAGAAGUGAUGUUGCAUUCGAGUUUAUAUCCGAGUGCAUCAACCGCCACUAUUUCCAGAAGCAACAUAGCCAACAUCCGGGCACAACGAUUUUGAUUACUGUACAUAUAAGAGAAAAAAUGGUCAAUUACAUUAUGCCGUUUAUAAUGAUCUCUAAGUUUUCGAAUGAUAUCGAUUUUGAGACUUUCGGAAAUGAAAGCAACACUUAUUCUUAUAGGGGAAACUUUAAUACUUCUUACUGUGAUGAUGGCUUAUUUCAUUUUAUAAUUAUUUUAAUUUUAAAGACAAUUAAAAUUCUAUGUACGUGAUGUUCUAUCAACAUCAUUCGUUUGGCAUAUAUGUACAUUUUACAUAGGAUUAUGCCAUUUUAAAUAUACUUAUACUAUAUUACAGUAUUUCUAGUCCUAAAGAGUACACGCACUAUAUUAGGAAUUAAAUAAGCCAGACUGACUUUGCA